GUGUACGUGUCAGUGGCGCUGGACCGACCGGUGCGCGCCGUGUCGUAUAGCCUCAGCCGGCUCUCGGAGCUCAUCUCACCAAUCGGCCGCACCGUGCGGCUGACACGAGACCGCGACGCCGACGGACGUGCCAUGGCCCGACUCCUGAAGAUGGGGGACCUCGUCGUCGUCUGCCCCGAGGGCACCACCUGCCGCGAGCCGUACCUGCUCCGGUUCAGUCCACUUUUCGCGGAGCUCAGCGACGACGUGGUCCCCGUGGGUGUCGCCGUCGAGACGGCCAUGUUCUACCCCACCACGGCGGGGGGGCUCAAGUGCCUCGACCCGUUCUUCUACAUGGUCAACCCGAGGAUGUGCUACACGGUGCAGUUCCUGGAGCGGGUGCGCACGGCGGUGGUCAGGGAGGGGAAGGUGCCGAGCGCCGACAUGGCCAAUCUCGUGCAGAAGAAGAUUGGAGAUGCGCUCGGAUACAGCUGCACUAUGCUCACCAGGAAGGACAAGUACCUCAUGCUGGCCGGCAACGACGGCGUCGUCCGCAAUGUAGACGGCAAGUGCUCGUCUCCUCCAGCGGGGAGGACGAACAACUGAUGAUGAAUCAUAUCUGCACCUGUCUAUUUUGUCCUUACAGUUACUCGUCAUGGAUGAAAGUCGUUGCACACAGUUUUUCUUUGUACUAGGUGACUGUUCAUUUCCUAUAGCAUAUCUACUCCUUCUAAUCCAUGUUAAUUGUGGCUAAUUUAGUACUACAAAGUUGUAGUACUCUACUAAAUUAAUGGAUGGGAGGGAGUAUAAAAAGGUUAUUGCACACGCAAAUUUUUAGUGGACAACCUGCAGCUACCCGUACACUCCUGCCUAGAUAUGAAUGUUAUCAACUUAAUGGUAGGAUAUAAUUACUUGGUUAAUGAUGGCAGUGAUUUAGGCAUGAUAGUACUUA
Molecule: messenger RNA, 931 nt
Organism: Triticum aestivum (bread wheat)
Lineage: Eukaryota; Viridiplantae; Streptophyta; Magnoliopsida; Poales; Poaceae
Product: glycerol-3-phosphate acyltransferase 1-like
Exons: 1
Biological process (GO): cutin biosynthetic process
Cellular component (GO): membrane
Molecular function (GO): phosphatase activity; glycerol-3-phosphate 2-O-acyltransferase activity
Source: RefSeq, a predicted model, not a curated record